AUGGCUCCCACUAUGCAGUCGUCUACGACAGAAAUGGUGGAGCGGAAGGUGCUGGAGAUGGCCCAGCACGCUUCUUUUCAUCAGCACGUGUCGUACAACUUGAGCACAAUUCUCCACGCUUUCUCGGCAGGGAAAACCGACCCCACGGAGAUCGCCCAAGCUUUCAGCCGUGCGAGGGGGCUUGAGGUCAUCACCCGGGUGAUAUCAGGAGAACCUAUGGCGAAGCCGUCAGUCCUCAGCCUCUGCUGCCGAACGGCCGUCUGGGUGGUGGAUAAGUUCGGGUCGGGGGUUUCCCAUUCGCAAGGAGGUGGACUCGUGGAGGCCCUCGUCGGCCGCCUGGACCGUGGAGUUUCUGGCGAUGACGCGCAAACCGUCGAGUGCCAAGUGGAGUGCGCGCGUUUGAUGUCCUCGCUGGCCGGGCAAGCAGCCUCUCUGCUGAUCGACGGCGGGGCUCUUGGAGCGAUCGAGUGCAUGCUCGAGCAACUCGGUGGGAACCAUAGCUCCAUCAUGCGACCGUGCUGCGAGGCGUUGGAGCGCGUCAGCCGAACAGAAGAGGGGAGAGCUACGUUCGAGGAGAGGGGGACCGGCGGAGUUCUUCUCGCUACCAUCAGAGAUUUCCCGGAGGCGCUAGAGGAAGGGUCGGACGUAGCCCUAGCUUCCGCCCUAAAGGUCGUGGAGAGGAUUUUCACUGGCAAGUCCCCGGAAGCGUGUGCUCUUUCGCUCCGGGCUAAAUCAGAGGAGGAGUCCUGCGACGACCCCCACCGCCCCACCUUCAGCGACUACGACAACUGCGUGGAGACGGUGUUGACUGUUGUGGAGGCAACGCCCGAGGCACCUGGUGCGGCGGCCGCGACUUGUUUGUGGUGGCUGUCCGGCGCGAGCAGCAAGGCUCCGGAUCGGGCGCUGUCCGCGAUUCUGGCGGCAGCCGCGGUGGCCGAUGGCACCGAGGCAACCAACGAGGCAAGGGAAGCGGAGAAAGCAGCCGCUCAGUUGCUGGUAUCGGCGGAUGUUUGGUCCUGGUUCUCUCGAGGGGACGGCGGAGAAGGAGACGUACAAGAGGAGGGUGAGAAUGUUCCACCGGCGAGGCCCGUCGAAGGAGCCCGCUUUCUCGCGGCGCUGUGCCUGUGCCGCCCGGGACUCGAAUGCCUCGAGGCUGCGGUAGAGAGGGAGUCGCCAAGACGCGUGGCAGAGGCGCUCGUGACGUUGUGCGAGUCCGCAGACCCGCUCCUGGCCCGAGCCUGCUUCCGUAUUAUCGAGAGGCUGGCGAAAGGGGGCACCGGGCCGCAGGUCUUCGUGGACGCUGGGGCACUGGCGGCGGCCGCCGUGGCCGGGGCGCUGUUCGAGGUGGAAGAAGAUGCGGAGACGGUGGAGGAUGCCGAGGCCCACGCGAUUGCUGCCGCGCUGGGGGCUGUUGCGACUCUGGCGGACGCCGGCGGUAAAGACGCCCGGCCGGUGGUUGACGACGCGUUCCAGCUGUCGGUGAGGUGCCUCGCGAGAGUCGGGGAGUACUCGGGGCGACCAGCCGCCGCUGCGGCGAAGUCGGCCCUGGAUGUUAUCACAGUUCGGCUGACUCGGCCUGAUCGGCCAAAGGGCGCCGCGGGUGUUCGCGGCGGUGGCGCCGCCGCCGGCCCCGCACCGGAAGCUGGAGGCGCCGUUGUUGAAAACGACGAAGGCGGUGGCGACACUGACAAGGCUGUCUCGGGAGCACCUGGGGACGCGAAAGUCGAAGAUGCUGCUGAAGAUGUAGACACGCCGAUGGAAAUCCUUAAGGACGCCGGGGCUAUUCUGGCUGUGAUGAAGGCGCACUCUACAGACGCUCGGGUGCAGCAGUCCGGGUGGAGAUCGUUGAUCGCGAUGGACACGGGGAGGGGGGACGUGGAGAAGUUUUGGACUGGCGUCGGAGACGGGCCGCAGAGCAGGCGGCAGAUGCUGAGGGACUGCCUGGAGAGGCACGGCGGAGACAGCUUGGUAGCCGGACAGGUGGCGGACAUCUUGGAGGGGUUGGUGCUUCAAGGGGACUCGGCAGACGGGGACGGUAGCAGCUUGACCGCCUCACUGUCCGAUGCACCCGGCGAAGAGUCUCCCCGCCUGCCGAGCGAUCACGAAGAGGCCGAGGGGGGCGACGAGGAUGACGCGUCGGAACACGUCAAGAGCGGGGGAGGCGACGAAGCUUCUCCCGGCGAGAGCGGUCCUCCGGAGGAAGAUCAAAACGCGGCGGAAGAAGAAAGUUCUCAGGACAACAUCAAACACUCAACAGAUGCAGCACACCAGCAAGAGGUGGAACAGGUCGUCAACGGAGAAGACGAAGACAAGGACGGCGGCCUAGAGGUCCCCGGGGACAAGGGAGACGUGCCGGAGGACAAGGGAGCGGAAGUUGAGGGUGGAGAUGAGGCUACCGCCGUGGCAGAAGCAUCUGAAGGUGCUGGCAACGCUGAUGGCGGCAGCGAUCCGCUGGGCGAUGCCGAAGGAAAGAGCGAGACGUUGUUGCCGGAAGACGUCUUGAUCGAGAUCGGCCUGAUUGGCACGAAGACUCUCGAGGGAGGGGGCUCCUCUGGGUCGUCGGACAGUUCUCGCACCGCCUCUGUUGUGGCAGCGGUGGCAGAGGACGCCGUGACUGGCGAAGGUAGUACGACGAGACCGAAUGUGGCGCGUUCCCUGUUCGGGUCGAACGGCCAUGCCAACGACAAGAACAGCGCGGCUGGUGACACGGUGGAGGCAGAGAAGCCAGAGGCAAAGGCAGACUGCAGCUUGAACGCUUCGGUGGUAGUGCCAUCGAAGGAAGAGCUCAAGCUGCGGAGGAGCUGGGCCAAGCUCGAAACGCUCCACAGCGACAUUGUCGGGCGCUCCCAGAUCCUGGGAGGGGAGAGCGCGCCAAUGGUGGCCGCGAUGGCUGAGCCUAGCGUGCUGAAGGAGAGAGUUAGCGCUCUGCUAGAAGAGACGGAAAGUGGUGAUUCGAGGGACGCGUUCGCGGCUGCGUCGUUGGCGCUGGUAGGAGCGCUGACGGCGGCGACAGGGGCCCUGAACAACUCCCAGAAGGAGGUUCAGAGGUACUUGGCCAUGUCUCGUGAUCUCCGCGUAACGUCGACGUGGACCGACAUAUCUGAAGCAAUGCAGUGGACGAUGGACUCGUUGAAGGGCACGGUCAUCCUCUUCACCCCGCACACGGCGGGCGGCCUCACCAAGGCGUUAGGCCUCUGCAAGAACAUGGAUUCAGCUCUCAAGCUGUUCAAGGAAGCGGCUCUGCAGAUUAAGAUCAUCGUGGUCGAGCUGGCAGGAGAGCACGAGCCCAAUACGGUUUGGAGGGUCAACCAGUCGUUGUUCAAGGGCCUCCCGGAGAACCGCAAAGUGAUGACGCUGAGGCACCUGAGGAGUCUGGUGGUAGCGUACGACCAUCUGAGCGAUGAGAUGAGGAGAGACCUGACGACCGCGCUCGAGAUCAUCAAGAACAGGGAGGUUUUGAACAUGAUGGGUAAGUACUGCAUCCAGGCGGAAGCGGCAGAGGAGAAGAGAUGGGAAGCGAAACUCGCUACCGCUGACGAGAGACUCAAAGUCGGACGACGCCCCUCAGACAUGCUAGGGUCAAGUGUCCGAAAGGCUCGUCUUCGAAGCGCUCUUCACCAAGCAUCGUGCUUGGGAAACGGAACACGCCAAAGCAUCACCCCGGGAAGACGUUCGCCACCCAUGGGCAUCCGUGCCUCCUUCUCCGAACCUUCCCCGCCAUCCCUAGCCAGGGGGGGCCUUGGCACCCCCACCACCACCACGCCGGUGCGCAGCAACGGCGCGGCCGAAUCCCCGGGCAGCGGAGGCAGCAACGGUGGCAACAACGUGGGCGGUAGGGCGUCCCCUCCGUUAGGGAGCGGCAGCCGUAAGGCGCCGCUCAUUACCCCGAGAUCCGGUCGGUCGACGGCCACUCCCCCAGGGGGCGUCGGCGGUUCCGGGAUACCGAGGGGCGUGGCGUCGCACUCUCGGCGGCGGGAAUCGUUUGCUGUCGAGGCAGAGGCUGGGUCGUCCGCAAUGGAAGAUCGCCGCUCGAGAUCUCCCAUGUUCAAGCGCAGACCCGCGGGCGGGAGGUCCAAGUCCCCGGUGACCGCUAGGGUGAGGGGCACCAGGCGGGUGUCGAGGUCUCUCACGCCGAGGUAGAAACUCCUCCACCGUCUGCAGCAGCGGGUGGCCAUGCUGAUGCCACCCGACUUCGCUUCUGGUACAUGCUGAACUAGUGGUUGUGAUUUUACAAGAAUAUUGUGCACGAAGAUUUCUCGGAGGCUUUUUCGCGCCAGUGCUACUGCUGGAGGUCUGGACCGAAGAGAGUGUCGUUUUGUACUGUACAUGAGAGGCUGGAGGUUUUGAUUGCAAGUAUCGCUUGGAUCGUGGCCAUGGCUCUCUGCCUUUUGAGGGAGAGCCUUUUGAAGGAGUUGCAACGUGCAUGUACCUAGCGAGACUGGUGUUGGCUUUGAUUUUUCCAACUUUUUGCCGGCAUUAAACGCCGUGCGCGGGGCAGGCAGGGUACAUGUGGGUCAUGAUGGAUACCGCUCGAAAACAUGUGCGUGUCCGAACGCACGAACGAUUCAUGAGUGUUGAAUUUUUAUGCUCUACCAAGGUAACGCGGAGUUCAGCCUCUGUUCCAGGAACGGAAUGAUAUGUUCAUUCUCCAUGUCAUAAUACUACUGGUCAGGGGGAACUGAGGGCGUGCAGGAGUGCUAUACUCGCGAGGUUGUCCCAUGUAGGGUGUCUGGUUUUCCUGUCCUCAGGUUGUUUCGACGAAGAGGCGAGCACCUUAGCGGCGCUGGGGGUAGUGUUGUGUGGUUGGAAGCAGCUUACAAAAUAGGUUGUGCGUUAUAGAUGUGUUUUCGAAGCGGUCGAUUUUUGGAUAUCGUUGUCCUUGGUUUUGAUAAGGCAUUGGCAGGCAGUCGAUGUACGGCGACACUUCACAUCUCUCUCUCUUUUGGUUGUGUGUUUCUGUGUCUUGUGUCGUGUUUGUUGUCAGAGAGCUCUGACGAUGAACACGCGCAUUUGAGGUGGUGGACCGCGCAAAGGAGCAAGUAAUUAACAUCGUUGGGUGCGGUAGGGGCAGUCUGGGCGCCUCUGUUGAGUUCAUGUGAUUGCGGCAUUAAGGACGGCAGCAGUGUUUUACGAGAUGGCGUCGUACUGCACUCGUUCUGCCGCGGUUGUUUGACACUUCACAUUCUCUCUCUUUUGGUUGUGUGUUUCUGUGUCCUGUGUCGUGUUUGUUGUCAGAGAGCUCUGACGAUGAACACGCGCAGAUGAGGUGGUGGACCGCGCAAAGGAGCAAGCACCCCACAUCGCUGGGUGCGGUAGGGGCAGUCUGGGCGCCUCUGUUGAGUUCAUUUGAUUGCGGCAUUAAGGACGGCAGCAGUGUUUUACGAGGUGGCGUCGUACUGCACUCGUUCUGCCGCGGUUGUUUGUUGUG
This is a messenger RNA of Ectocarpus siliculosus, 5428 nucleotides long. NCBI's taxonomy places the organism in Eukaryota, Phaeophyceae, Ectocarpales, Ectocarpaceae. The record is from the annotation of a GenBank genome assembly.